Molecule: messenger RNA, 5893 nt
Organism: Ceutorhynchus assimilis (cabbage seed weevil)
Lineage: Eukaryota; Metazoa; Arthropoda; Insecta; Coleoptera; Curculionidae
Source: the annotation of a GenBank genome assembly
GCCUUGUGUUGUGAGUUGUGAUUCCUGUGCUGUGUAUGUACUUUUAAUAAUAAUUAAUUAUUUACCAUCUUAUUGAAUUAAAUUUGUUAUAAUAUGCUGUAAAAUAGUAUAGUGUUGUGUAUACAGUGACGGCGCAAGCGAAAGUGCCCCCCGAAAUAAAAAUGACUAAAAAGGGGUGCUGCAAAAUACCCCAGUGCCGUAACGGCUCAGAAAAAUCCUGCAAUCCCGAAGUAAUUUACCAAAAGUUUCCCACUAAAGAGAAAAUACGACGCCGAUGGCUUCGAGCUAUACAAGGGACUUUCAAAUUCUUCAGCAUUGACGAAACAUCGACUCCAAGAAUUUGCAGCGACCAUUUUGCUGAAAGGGAAUUUAUUCCUGGUAAAAAUGGCAAAAGGAUUCUGAAGCUCGAUGCUGUUCCUACACUGUUUACGUGUAACAUCAAAAAAGAGGGCAGCAUUAAGAAAGAGAAAAACCCUUUGCCUCCUCCUCCUCCUGUUCAGCCCGAAGUGGGGCGAAGCAGAAGGCAAGCAAGCAAAGAGGCCCUUAAACAAAUGCAGAUUAUAUUGGACGACGACGACGACGACCCUGUAGAAAUACCAGAUGAAGAUGAUAUGCCACUUACAGCCAUAGUAGCGCCCCCGAAGAAGAAAUACAAAUUGACCCACAGAAAAUCGUCUGAUGGAAAUGAUCGUGAAGUUUUAGUUUUAAAAACCAUCCAACCACCACCUGAGCCAACGCCCUCCGAAGAACCGCCCAUAGUAAUUUCGGGCAUAAUUAAUCACGACAUCGAAAACAAUCUGGAAUUAGAAUGCUGGGUGGAAGAGUUGGAACAAUGUCAGAAAGAUUUGCACAAUAAACUAGCCGAAGAAGAAAAAACCUUGGCUACAAAGCUUGAGGAAUUAGUAGAGGGUUGCAAAGGUGAAGUUAUUUACAAAGGAGAACUUACUUCAAUUAUAGAAGUUGGGGAAGAAGUACAAAAAGCCAUAAAAAUGGUGCAAGAAUCUUGGAACAAGCCUCCAAUUGUAAUAAACCAGCCAGUGGCUCCACCACCUAAUAAUUACCAAAUGCCUAUAGAUUCAAGAAUAGGCGUCAUUCUUUCACCUAGUAGCAGUAGUGCUAAUACUCCUCCACCUAAACUACCCAAAAUCCAUGUGGCUACAAAUCUGCAAGCUACUCCAGUGAGUCAACCUGCUUCCAUUUUGAGACCUAGAACUUUUCGAGGGGCUAAAAAGACUUCGCCUCCACCAGCCACAAUAACCACUCGCUCUUUGGCUCCACAUCCACAACCAACUACACGUUCUUUGGCUCCACAUCUACAACCGACUACACGUACUGUGGCUCCAGCAACUAGUAUAACCACCCGGUCUGUGGCUCCACAUUCCCAACCGACUACACGUCCUAUAGCUCCAUCAACUAGUAUAACCACUCGCUCUGUGAUUAAACGAGUGGCGCUGCCUCCUACUCCUGCGACUCCACCAGCUACUAGAUCCAGACCAACUUCCUCCGUUGCCCGCCCAACAGAAACGACAGUCGAAGGCGGUUUGACAGCGGGCGCCGCUUCUAAAGCGAUCGUCGAUUUGACAACGUCGGAUGACGGCAAAUCGGCACCGGACAGUCGCGAAAUUUCCUUCAACAAAUUGCAAGGAAAAACGUAUCCGUCGCUGGUUGUGGUGGCCAGGCCCCACUUAAGAGUGACAGAUGUCAAUGUUGACAGGUCGAAGCUGGACGCCAAGGUCAAGUCGGUGCUCAUGUAUCCGGCGACGAAGUUUACCGAAUGGUUACUACAACAAGGCCUGGUAAGAUCCGACCAAACUUGUACCGUACACACUUCCAGCCCACUAAAGCUGGGUAUGUACAGUGACGUCACGAAAUUCCCGUAUUCGGGCGGCUACGUCUGGAUUUCCGAAUGUUGUCCGCAACGAUUCGUUUCGGUCUUUUGCGGGUCGAUUUUCGAAGGCGCCGCCCAUCCUCCACUGGUCAUUUUGAAGAUCUUGUACCACUGGGCUUGUCAGACCAACAUACAGAACGUCACACAAUGGGUCAAAGUAGACAACCUCUAUGUCAAAAGUAUGUACACGUGGCUGCGCGCCAUUUGCUCAGUAUCUUUGCAAACUCAUAUGAGACAAUUGGGUGGACCUCACAUCAAAGUUGAAGUGGGCGUAAUUUCCUUGGGUACCACCUCGCAAGACGGCAGCGCCCGCCAAGUCAAAGUUGAGGUACUUGGAGUACUAGAAACGAGCACAAAACUAAUAAAACUACGUGCCAUUGAGCCAUUAACAGAUGGAGACAGGAACUACAAAAAGCGGUUUUGUAAAAUUUUAGAGCCUUUAGCUCAAUGGGUGCACCCAAGUAGUACCAUCGUAACUGAUUUGACUGUGGAUAAGGCAACAUUGCAAUCAAUGGGUUUCAAUCAAGUGAUCCAAAACACUGGCGAAUCAAACAAAACUAUUAUGGAAUAUUUAAGGAGAAUUGUGCCUAGGAUGUUCCAAAAUACUUUGUCAUUAUUAUCCAGACAAAUUAUCCAACAAUUUUUAGACGAAUUGGUUUGGAGAGAAUGGUUCGGUACCACUUCGAUGUUAGCCUUUGACAAUUUAGUAGCUCAUGUUGCUGAACAAACCCGCUUCGAUGGUACUGCUAGUUUAGUAAUGAGACUAAACCGAGUGGCUAUGAAUCCGUUUAAAAACUGGUCAGUGCCUGUUAGCAGCAGUACUGUAGUACCACCCCCACCUAAACCGUUUCAAGAUCAAUCCAAGAAACGUAAACGCACCAGCCAAGUGGAACCAAUUACACAAGAACGCCCACCCAAAUCAAUUUCGCCUGAUGUGCCAGAGCAAAUGGUACCAUUGGAAAACUACUAUUACGGUACCAUCGAUCAGUACCCAACCAAAAUAAACGUGAAGCUGUCUAAUUUAAAGUGUCCCUUUUGCAAGGAGACUUUUAACAACAACAUUCUGUUGAUGAGCCACUUGUUUAGGCAUGCACAUAAUGUUAAAGACGGCGAAAUGUGCCGGUACUGCUUGACUAGUGUACAAACUGAAAACGACCUGCGCAAACAUGUUGCUUCUACGCAUCCAGUAGAAACUAAACACGAAAACGGUUUUAUGUGUUUGAUUUGCGAAACCCAAUAUAUGAAUCCGUUUGUUUUGGGUAAACACAUGUCCAAGGAACAUUGUCCGUCUGAGUUACCUUACCAAUGUGGUACUUGUGGUUAUAGAUGCUCAAAUCAUAAACAAGCCAUUGACCAUUUCUAUAAGCAGCAUGAUAAUGGGCCUACUAUACAGUGUCCGUUUUGUCUCAAGUCGACUACAGUGUUUUCUACUUCAAGAAAUAUCGCUCAGAAUAUGCACUUUUUCAUACAGCAUUUGCAAAAGCAUCAACGGAAAUUGUACGCUAGAAAGUGUCCAAAGUGCGCGUUGUGGUUCAUCCAAAAAGACCUACUCCGCGAGCACCAAACCAAAAUGCACGUGUCGCAACGUGGCAAAACCGGCUUGAUAUCGUGGUCAGCGCCGCCCAGAUCUGGUGCCGUAAUGGUACCCAAAUCCAAGAUGGACAUUUACCCCUGUGACGCCGAUGCUAUCAACUUUAGCAACUUGUACUACAACGUUGCUAAGAAUUUAAAGUGCAAAGAGUGCGAGGGGUCUAUGGAUAGUAACAAACAUUUUCCCUCUUUCGAAACCUGUCAAAACUGUCAAUAUUCAACAUGUUGCUCCAAAACCAUGCAAGUGCACACUUCAAAGUGCGUCAAAAAUGCACAAAAGAAUGCUCCCAAUGAUCCUUUACCUUGCAAAAUGUUUUGCAUUUGUGGAUUCAAUCAUCAAGAUGGUAACCAAAUGGCCAAACAUUUGGCCCUCUGCGAAAAGAAAUCGGCCUACCCGUCACUCUCUGAAGCUAAAAGUGCCUCAGUCACUCACAGCAUGCUUGACGUUUUGGGCUUGGUACGAAAACCAGGUGAGUUUUCUUGUGCAAAAAAGUCAACUACACCUAAAAAGAAAGUUGUUGAAACUAUUACAAUUAUUGAAGAAGAUGGUGCAACAUCAACAAAAGUUGAAAAAGCGAAAAGAAAAUCAUCACAAAAUAAAGAAGAAAUUAAUGCUAAAAAGGUCAAAAUUAAUGACGAAAAAAGCGAAGUAGCUUUUGUAGAUGAACAUACAUCUGAAGAAGAAGUUAAAACUAAAAAAGCUAAAAUUGAUGUUGAAGUUAAAGAAACCGAAGUGGCUUUUGUAGAAGAGCAUAAAGAAGAAGAACAUAAAUCCAAAGAAGAGGAAACUGAUAUGUUGGCAAUGGAUGACGAUGCUACAAAAAAUGCUGAAGAAAUUUUAAUAAUUAUUAACGAAGAUGAUGACAAUUUAGAAACCGAGAAAGAUGAUACUAGAAUAGUUAAUCUUGAUGAAACAGAAAAUUCUACAAAAAUUGUCAAUGAAGAGAAAAAGGAAAUAAAUAAAGAUGCUGUAAUAAGUCUUGAAAAGGAAAAAGAAGAACCAGAAAAAACUAGUAAAAAAGAUUCAAUAAAUCUUAACGAAGAAGAAAAUAAUUCUCCAAGAGAGAAAGAAGCAGAAAAUAAUAUUGUUGAUGAAAACGCAAAAGUAGAUGAUAAAAAUGAAGACAGUGCAGAAAAAGUGAGUGAAACACCAGAGAAACCUGAAGAAAAUGAAGUGAAAGUUUCAUCACUACAAUCUUCAAAUUCUGAGCUGGAAAAAAAAGUUUCAGAAGAUAACACUGAAGCAAUUGUUGCAAUUAAUUCUGAACCAGUCAAGGAAAAUUCUCCCAUGGAAAUGGCUGAAGUUGAAUCUGUCAAAGAGGCCAGUAUGGACGUGGAUUCGCGAUCCAACGAACCAAUGGAAUUUGACGACGUUUCGAAUUCCGCAAUGGAAACCGAUUAAAAAUGAAUUUCCAGGUGAAUUUAUUGUUAAGCUUAGUUAUAGAAAAUAAUUACUUGUUAAGUGUGAAAAUAAUAUUUAGAAAUUGGUCGCCAUCCUUUGCGAAUCUAGAUUUUUUUAUUUUUAGCUUUUAGGAUUUAAGUUUAUUAAGUUUUUUUUUACAAUGUUGCAACACUGUAAAAUGUUUUAUAAUAGCUUUUCAUUAAAAUUAUUUUUCAUUUUUGUGCAAUUUAAAAGUAUUUGACAACACUGCAAUACUAGUGCAGCAUUGACAAUUUUUUUCUGAAUAAUGAAAUAUUACACAACGUUGAGUAAAUGUCGUAGCAUUAGACAACGUUGCCAUGCUUUAUUGUUUUUAUUAGAAAACCCAGGAAUAUUUUCUUAAUUUUUAUUUUUUUUUCAAGAAAUUUUGUAUUAAAGAUUUAAGUUUAAGUGAGCAUUUGGGUUAAUUAUUGGCUCAAAUUCUUUUGUACAUAAAUAAUGUCAAGUUAUAUUUUUUUCUGUAUUUUAUACUUUAAGUUUAGUUUAAUAUACAUUUAAGGGCUAUACUAGGUGUCUUUUAUUUUUAUACAUAUUCAGGAAAAUAUGUACCCUUGGACAUUUUGGCUUUUUUCUUAGGAAACUUUUGAGGAGAAAAUUUUGAAAUUUUGAGCAUUAAAAUAAGAAAAAAAUUAGCUCAUUAUACCAAAGAAUAUUAUAUACUAACGUCUCUAGAAGAACCGUCCGGCGGCGAAAAUAUAAACCUGCGUGAUGGCGCUAGUGUCCUAGUAAAAUCAGUCGUUUCUGCGAUUAAAUUAAUUUGAGGCACUAAAUGCACGCGUAUUUGCUAGGCUGCGUUGCCAAGUUGUCUUUUGUAUAACAAAUUAAAUGCCUGUGUUUUAUAUAGGUAAUUAUUAUACAUAUACUUACCAUAGAAUAGGAAUAUUUUAUAAUUUAAAAAAAAAAAUAAAUAGGUAAAUAGUUAUGUAUUUUUGUGGGUAGUAAUUUUCUGUUACUAAUAAAUAGAGGAAUAAAAC